Messenger RNA from Budorcas taxicolor (takin), 5269 nucleotides. It is a transcript of the gene PJA2, whose product is annotated as praja ring finger ubiquitin ligase 2. Lineage: Eukaryota; Metazoa; Chordata; Mammalia; Artiodactyla; Bovidae. The record is from RefSeq and is a predicted model, not a curated record. Bases 171 to 2297 code for a protein of 708 amino acids. The transcript has 10 exons.
AGGAGUCGGAGGCGGAGAAGAAGGCGGCGGCGGCGGGUGGAGGACCGAGCGCCGUCCUCGCUGCGGAGCCGCUUCUCAGCUCGGAAUCUUUUGCAGCUUAUCCAUUGUGUGAGUAGAAACUAAAUCACAUCCAUAAUUCCACUGAACUGGGUACACGGACACUGCCGUCUAUGUCACAGUUUAUUGAGAACGAGCCAGCAGUGAUGGAUCAAGACUCUAGCAAGGCUGCCUGGCCGAAACCAGCAGGAGGGUAUCAGACCAUUACCGGCAGGAGAUACGGCAGAAGACAUGCGUAUGUCAGCUUCAAGCCGUGCAUGACCAGGCACGAGAGGAGCUUAGGUCGGGCUGGCGACGACUAUGAAGUGCUGGAACUGGACGGCGCUCUGGAGGAAAGCCCCUCAGGUUCCAGUCCACUGGAUCAAGUUCAUUCUUCUGGCCCCAGUGACCCUUUAUCAGAAAAAAGUGAAGCAGAAGUUCCCAUUUGUGAUACAGCAUUGAACCAAACCAUUGAGAGCACUCCAUCCUUCGCUGCAGUGCGUCAUAGCGAGGAAGGCAGGGAGCCCUUAGGAAGCGGCGUGGAUCUGCACAGUCACUCUGAGGGAGAAUGUACUCCAGGAGUUUGUAACGCUUCAGGUGUCCAACAUGGAGUUACACUGGCUCAUACUGACUUUUACGAUCCCGCCGGCAGACGUGGAGAGGAUAAUGGCCAGCUUCAGCUCCCUGCAGGCGUGGAAGGUGGCAGCUGUCAGGCAGCACUGGGCGGCACGGUAUUUGAGCUGGAAAAUGGAGAGGCAGAGGCGUACACUGGUCUUGCACCAGCAGCUCCCUCUUUCAGCUGUGAAUUAAGAGACGAGUUUGGAGGGGCAGAUUCAGCACCUCCAGCGGAAAGGCCUGCUGAUCACGCUGAGCUUGUCAGUCAGAACAAUCAGGAGUUUCAGACAGCCUCUUCUGAAGAUGAAGCGGUUAGAAAGGAACAACAAAGUAAUGCUAGCCAGGAGAGACAGAGAGAAAGUUCAGCUGAAGAUUCCGCCUGUGCUCCCAGGCAUAUUUGCAGUGAAGAAACCACCAGUGAUAGGGGCAAAAACCAGGGAAGUUCCCUUGAGCAGGUGGUGAGGCCCAAAGUUAGGAAAGUGAUAAGUUCGAGCCAGGUGGACCAAGAAACAGGUUUUAAUAGGCAUGAGGCCAAACAAAGAAGUGUUCAGAGGUGGAGAGAGGCUUUGGAAGUUGAGGAAAAUGGCUCAGAUGACCUCUUAAUAAAAUGUGAUGAGUAUGACGGAGAACAUGAUUGUAUGUUCUUGGAUCUGCCUUUCGCAAGAGUCACACAGAGGGAAGCAGAAGAUCGCCAGCUAACAGCGGAAAGUGGAGCCCCAGUAAGGCGAGAGGCUGUGGAUAACACAUUUUGGAAUGGCUGUGGAGAUUAUUACCAACUGUAUGACAAAGAUGAGGAUAGUUCAGAAUGCAGUGAUGGAGAAUGGUCUGCUUCUUUGCCUCAUCGAUUUUCUGGUACAGAGAAAGAUCAGUCCUCAAGCGAUGAAAGCUGGGAGACCCUGCCAGGAAAAGAGGAGAAUGAGCCUGAGCUGCAGAGUGACAGCAGUGGUCCGGAGGAGGAGAAUCAGGAGCUGUCUCUUCAGGAAGGGGAACAAACAUCCUUGGAAGAGGGAGAAAUUCCUUGGUUACAGUACAAUGAAGUCAAUGAGAGCAGCAGUGAUGAAGGGAAUGAGCCCGCUAACGAAUUUGCACAGCCAGAAGCUUUCAUGUUGGAUGGUAACAAUAACCUUGAGGAUGACUCCAGCGUGAGUGAAGACUUGGAUGUGGACUGGAGCUUGUUUGAUGGCUUCGCAGAUGGACUCGGAGUUGCUGAAGCUAUUUCUUAUGUGGAUCCUCAGUUCCUCACUUACAUGGCGCUGGAAGAGCGCUUAGCCCAGGCUAUGGAGACUGCCCUGGCACACUUAGAGUCUCUUGCAGUGGAUGUGGAAGUGGCCAAUCCACCAGCCAGUAAGGAGAGCAUUGAUGGUCUUCCAGAGACCCUUGUUCUUGAAGAUCACACUGCUGUCGGUCAGGAGCAGUGCUGCCCGAUCUGCUGCAGCGAGUAUAUUAAGGACGACAUAGCGACCGAGCUGCCCUGCCACCACUUCUUCCACAAACCUUGCGUCUCGAUUUGGCUACAAAAGUCCGGGACCUGCCCCGUGUGCCGCCGUCACUUCCCACCUGCUGUGAUGGAAACGCCCGCCGCUGCUUCCUCUGAGCCUGAUCGUGACACCCCCCCUGCAAGUGACAGUGCUGCAGAAGCCCCCUAAGCCUUCCCACUUGAAUGAGAUCAGUCUAUCAAAGUAAAUCUGCAGAUUCCUUCUAAAUCUGAUGUGCAAAUAAUUAUAUAUAAAUAUAUUAAAAAUGCUAUAUAUAGUCUAUGCCAUAGUUUAGAAAGAGAAUAUUAACCUUUCUAAACUUAAGUUUAGGUUUGCAGAAAGUGCUAAACGUUUUCAAGCUGAAUGUUGAAGUAGUGCAUCCGUUUUCUUUAGUUUAACAUGUUGUUAAUUGUAAAGUCAAGCUUAUCAGUUCAUUCUCUCCAGAAGAAAUAAUCAUCUAUGUGGCACACAUUGUUGAUUUUGUCUGGAGUACUGCCACUAAGUGAUUAUAAUUAAGCUUUCCUAUUUGCAUCAAAUGUGAAGAUUGUGAUUACAACAGUAGUAAAAUUUGGUUUCGCUGGAAAUAAAAAGGAAUUAUAAAGCAUGCUUUUUCUUUGGUCCCUUUGCUUCAUCAAAACCUCUUGGUUCGUAAUACUGAGUGGUUUUGUAAGAAGGUGUCUCUUCUUUCAAUAAGGCUGUUUAGAAUGCCAACCAGGACUUCCAGCUAGAGCAUCGCAAAGUGCUUCUAUCCUACCUGUGGUCUCUUUGCAAUGGUCAGGUAGGAAAUUAGUCAUUAUAUUUGAACUGGUGGACGCGUGUAAAGUAAAGUUAGUAAAGAAAAGUAACCAGUCUCCUGUGCUCAGUGCUUGGUGCAGUGAGACGAAUUAGAUGGCCUUAUGAGAUCCUUUCUGUUUGUCCAAAGUUAUACUUGAAGGUCCAGAACACUCAUGGCACAUUUAUGUAAUAAAUAUUGGAUAUAGUUAAAGGUAAUUUUCACUCUGUAAUAUUUUGGAAAGUCUGAAAAAGAAAGCAUGAAGUGUUUUAAAACACUCAUUCUGUUGUAUCCCAAAAGAAAAUCUGAAUCCUUAAAAAAACUAGAAAGUUAAUUGUACUAUCUUGUAUAAAGCAUCAAAUUGAUGGAGUACAGGACAGAUUUGACCACAGCUUUUUACAACAUAGCUAAACCUUCCUCUGUUAUAAUUUAUUAUUUUAAAGUAUUGCUGGACAGAGAUUAUUCAUAUUACAUUAUCAGCCUUUGUUUCUCUGCACUAAUAUAUUUUGGUGAAACUGUUCACCCAGAGUUAAAAUGGUGUCACAUGAAGCUGCAGAUGAAAAACGAAUAGACUGUGUGAUUCCCUCGUAACUGUGUGGACAGAACUGAGCAGGUAACACAGCUCUGGUGUCGGUUUCCUUUCUAUAGAAGGAACGAUGCUGACCUCAGAUUCAUCCUCUGAAAGAGACCUGUUCACAAGCUUUUACACAAGAGAGGAAAUCAGCUUUCCUCACAUUUUCUUUUUUUAAUGGGAAACCUGACCACAGAGUCAUCUCUGUAAUUAUGAAACCAAACUAAGACUGCACAGCUCUCUGUUUAGGUCAUCCCACCCGGUAGGCAAGUCUGUAUCAACAUGGACAUGAAAUUUAACUUAGAGAUGCUUUAGGUGCCAAGACCGGAAAAGGAUGAAGGGUCUUAGAAUGCCACAUUUGAGCAAGUAAAAUAGUGAAGCACGUGGUGAGUGUACAUCCAUCAAAGUAGUACAUUGAUAAUUUAGUUUGGACACUAAAACAGGAGUGUUUAUAUGGCUUCCCAAAUGCAGAGUUUAUGUUGUAUUUGUGUAAUUUCUCUGAGUAUUUAUAUUCCAUCUCUUUUCUCCUUUCUUAAAAAUAAAUGAAUUUUCACUGUUGGCACAUUUGAGGCUUAAAUAUAAGGAACAUAAAACUUGCAUUCUAAUUUUUGCAUAUAUUGUAAAUGUGUCUGGUAUUUACAGCAAAGUACUGUGUAUCCUUUUAUGGGUAAAACAAAGCUGAACGUUGCAUGCCUGCACUGUGGUGGCUUUGUAGUUUAGAGGUCCUGUGGGGCAUCUGUGACUUCGGAAAUGCUCACAUUCAGGCCUUAACGUUGCAUUAGGUAGCAUGUUUUCCUUCUGAUGUAUAUAAGCACUGUUGUAUAAACUAAUCUUUGCUUGUUUUCUACUCCGUGGUCUUUCCAUACCAUAUUUCAUUGAUAAUCAGUUAGUGUCAAGGGGUCAAAUCAGAUUAAAGUUAAUUCUCAUGUGUAUAUUGUGGGAAUUUGUGGUUAGUGUGAUUUUUGUUGUUAUUUGUUUCCUUUAUGUAAUAAUGAUCAGUUGUGACACUUACUGGUUAAAAUGACAUUGUUACAGGUUUUCUCUGUAAUAAGCCACACAUUAUAUUUAGGCAGUAUAAUGGGACCUUGGUUUUCUUCUAGAUAGCAGCUGUCAGAAAGAAAAUAUUUCUUCUUUGCCUAUUAAGAUUUAGCUGUUAUCUGCCAGUUGUUGAGAGGUUUUGGUUCCAGAUUCAACCAGCAGUGUUGAGAGCUGAACUUAAGAGAGCUGUUGUACUUUUUGCUUUCCAUCUGUUUCCGCCCUUCGUUCGUGGCUCCCUACUGUCUAUAAACAGCUGCUGUGAAGGAGAAAAGUUCAAUAAGAGUUGGCUUAAAAAUUCUGUAAAAAAUAAAAUUGAGGUUUUAGAAUUGUCGUUGUAACAAGCUGAUAUAAUCUGAGGCUGACAAGGCAACUAAAUUUUGAAAAAGUAAAAAAUAUAUGAUGGUAAAUUAGAAGUGUUAAUAUUACUUAAAAUAUUGUUUCUCUUAUUUCUCUAUUAUAUGUUAAGUGACUUGACCUAAUAAUUUUAUUUUUUUUUUAAGUUUUCUUCUUUCUUGUAAUAUGAAUGCUGAUAUUUAAAGGUAAAUCUAUGUGGUUUUCUUUUGUGUUUCUUGUUUAUCUCUAAGCUAAGUCUUUAAGAUUAUUUGUGAUCUGGAUUUAUAUAUAAGCUGUUAAAUAUAUGUGAACUGUUAAAAUGGAAUGCAAGCUUUUCAAAAGCCCAGGUCUAAAUGUAGUGAUUGGUUUAUUGUUCUACAACCCCAGACCAUCAUUUUUCGUGUAAGUCAUAAACAAUAAACAGGAUAU